This is a messenger RNA of Ostrinia furnacalis (Asian corn borer), 1008 nucleotides long. RefSeq names its product cuticular protein glycine-rich 21 (gene CPG21). The record is from RefSeq and is a predicted model, not a curated record. NCBI's taxonomy places the organism in Eukaryota, Metazoa, Arthropoda, Insecta, Lepidoptera, Crambidae. The transcript has 4 exons. The coding region runs from base 262 to 960 and encodes 232 amino acids.
UCAUGCAGUCGGUCGUCUCAAAUCGGGCACUGCACAGGACCGCGCACAUUCUGUGCGAGUGAGCGACCAAAGGUGCUCCGCUGACGCUCCGAUUCAUCUCAAUAAAUUUGAAAAUAUGCUAAUUCUUCAAUCUGACCUCGUCACACCUUGAUAGGAGUUCCACAAUUCGUUUCAGAUCUACUCGAUAAUCUGUGGUGGAAGCUACUGACAGUGAUUCUUAGUGAUUUAUUGAUAACAGUGAAGAAUCGACCGCCACUCAGCAUGAAGCAAUCGUCAAGAAUGUUGAUCCUGUUGUUGGUAGUAGCUAUACAAUGUAAAGCGUUCGACGAUGGUAAAUAUAGCCCAAAAAAAUAUAGAGUCAACGAUGACGGUAAAUACUAUAGGCCGCUAGAUGAGGGCAAAUACAUCCCUGGUGAUGAGGGGAAAUAUACCUAUAUUUACAGAAACACAUUAUAUCCAGCGUUUCCAUACAUUCAUAAGGAAGGUCCUUCGGGUGGGUUUGGAGGCAACGGUGGGAAUGGAGGGGAUGGCUCUUACGGAGGUAAUGGACCCAACGGUCCUGAUGGCAUUGAUGAAUCACAGAGAAUUGAGUAUAUUGGACAUAAAAUUUACGCCGAGAGAUACCCCUACAUUCACAAAGUAAUAAAGGCUUUAGUAGACAAAUAUGUAUCAACAGAAAACUUGUUUGGGGAAACCUCUGAAGGAAGCUCGAAUCAUUACAGUCAAGUGCACGCUGAUAAGGAAUCUGCUGUUAAAUGCCACUAUCUGUCACCGAAUCAAGAAGACGGCGAAUUUGUGACUCAGUACCCACCUCGAUUGGAAUUAAACAAAUCGGAAAAAGUAGGCACGUACUACGGCUAUAAGGGAUCUAAAAUACUUAAUACUGUCAAAAACUCACUAAGCACUAAAAUUAAAUUAGAAUACGAAGUAUUUGUAAGAGUUGUAGAAAUUACAGAAUAAUGACUGUUUAAUUGAAAUUAAUUUAUUUGAAAGCCUAUGAAAAUUGUA